Messenger RNA from Corticium candelabrum, 1383 nucleotides. Its product is annotated as TIMELESS-interacting protein-like. Bases 34 to 1383 code for a protein of 449 amino acids. Gene Ontology annotation, biological process: replication fork arrest; replication fork processing; DNA replication checkpoint signaling. The transcript is spliced from 7 exons. Gene Ontology annotation, molecular function: DNA binding. The record is from RefSeq and is a predicted model, not a curated record. Lineage: Eukaryota; Metazoa; Porifera; Homoscleromorpha; Homosclerophorida; Plakinidae. Gene Ontology annotation, cellular component: nucleus; replication fork protection complex.
GCUUUCCCGCGGAAUUUGCGGUCAGCCGAAUGAAUGGAAACCGAAUAUACAGAGGACGGUUUGUUUGCGGAUAACGAUGACUCAGACGACAACAUCGAAAGGCCACCUAUGUUACCCGCUCUGUCGCCUGUCCACGAGCUAGACGACGCUCCCCAUACAGCCGACGGUUCUGCCGGUCAAGAGAAGGAAAACGAAGAACCCAAGAAGGAGGCAUCAGCAAAACUGCGUGUGCAAAAGCCAGUACCAAGGCUCAACGAUGACAGAUUGACAGAUGGGAAGAGAGGACUUGCCUAUUUGGUGAAGGAGUUUCCUAAAGUUAAGUUCAAAGGGAAAGGACAUGAGGCUUCUGAUGUCCGACGUCUAAUGAGAUGUUAUGAACACUGGGCUAAUCGGUUGUUUCCCAAGUAUCCCUUUGACAAGUUCCUUCUCACACUUGAUGGUCCACUGACGACUAAAGCUAAAGUGAAGUCAUGUAUGCAAAGACUUCGUCGUGGUGAGUAUGAAGAUGACCAUGAAGUUCACAGCGGAGACGAAAACCAAAACAAAGAUGCUCCUGGUGAUGGUGGCAAUCAAAAUACAGGUGACCCUAUGGACCAGAUGGCCGACUUUGGACAGGAAGUGAGAACAGCAGAUCUACCGUCGUCAGGUGACACAACCACGGCUGUUGUCACACGUAUUCCACUACCGGGCGACCAUCCUUCACCUUCACUGACCGAUGAUGCACUGGAACGAAUACGACAGAACCGGGAACGGGCACUGGCUCGAUUGGCAGCAAGACGUGCCACUCAAGAAACAUCGAAUGAGCGAAACGAUAGUCAAGCACAUGAUUGGACAACAGAAAGUAUACAAGCCAAAGAGACAGUUACGCAUACGGAUCUACAUCAAGAAGAGACAAACACAGAUACAGAUGUACAUCAAAGAGAGGCAAACGCAGUUACAGAUGUACGUCAAGAAGAGACAAACACAGAUACAGAUGUAGUACUUCAAGAGAUAGACACAGAUGUAGUACUUCAAGAGAAAGACACAGAUACAGAUGUAGUACUUGAAGAGACAGACACAGAUGUAGUACUUCAAGAGAAAGACACAGAUACAGAUGUAGUACUUGAAGAGACAGACACAGAUACCCGUCUACAUCAAGAAAAGGCAAACACAGAUACAUAUCUAUGUCAACGAGAUGCAAACACAGUUACAGAUGUACAUCAAGAAAAGACAAACACACUGACAGAUGCAGAUCAACAUCUUGAAGACAUGGACAUCGAUACUAACCAAGAAGACAUGGCAUCACGUAGUCAACAUGUCAGUCAAGAUAACAGAGCGGUAGACGAAUGCAACACAACAGAUAAGGAUGAGGAUGGUGAUCACGUGACAGAAGACAUGAUAUAG